Messenger RNA from Penicillium vulpinum, 2376 nucleotides. RefSeq names its product ferric reductase family protein. The transcript is spliced from 6 exons. Gene Ontology annotation, biological process: iron ion transport; copper ion import; intracellular iron ion homeostasis. Gene Ontology annotation, molecular function: ferric-chelate reductase activity. The record is from RefSeq and is a predicted model, not a curated record. Lineage: Eukaryota; Fungi; Ascomycota; Eurotiomycetes; Eurotiales; Aspergillaceae. Bases 1 to 2376 code for a protein of 791 amino acids. Gene Ontology annotation, cellular component: plasma membrane.
AUGUUGCUCCGUUGGCUGGUAAUCGUACUCGUCCAGGGUGUCUGGGCUAACAUCGAGGACGAGCGGUGUGUGACGGCUGUCUACUCGGCAUAUGACUAUGUAUCAUUUGCUGGUCUUCCCACAAAAGGCAGAAACUUCUGGGAAUCGAAAUGCCGGAAUCCUCUCAAAGUCGCAUCGAUAUAUGCCGCAUCCGAGAUAUAUUGCAAUGAGCGGGAACGUGCGAUAGGUCUGACUCAGCUGGCUAACCGGUGCCAAGAAUCUGGGAACCUAGAGCUGUUGUCGAGAGAAGCCGUUGCUGAAAAUUUGACAGAGGAUGCAAUAAGGAAUAUGAAAACGGUCGACUAUCAAGAGUUGUCCCGAGGCGAACCAGCGGACGCCCCUGUCCUUAUUUCUGCGUCUUACUUUGACCUAAUGUUCAAGACAAUUGAAUCUUGGGAAUUUGAAACUUGGUCACACCAUGCAUUUAGUUAUGUUGGCUAUGCAUAUUGGGGUGGCAUACUUUCACUGGGGAUGGCCUAUCGCUUGGCUGAUUGGUUAUUCCACCGCCGACAACGACGUGCAGAGCGUGCAUUAGAAUGCAAUGUGUAUCCUGUCAUAAAGUUGUUAGAAAGUAUCCCGUUGCUGGGGACAGGUAUUCACUGGAUCCAGACCCAUGUGAUGAUUCCAGGGCCUUUGACAGCAAAAAAUGGUCGACACUUGCUAGGCUUCACAUUCUCCACCAGAGUCGAGGCGCUUAUAGUCGUGGGGUUUUGGAUGAUCAGCAUUGUAUUGAGUGUCGUCGGCUAUCGCACGUUCCCCGGGAAUAUUUACUGGUCCGAUGUCCUAAGUCAGAUUCUACGCUAUUCUGCAGACCGUACUGGGAUCAUGUCAUUUGCAAAUUUGCCUCUUUUAUGGCUCUUUGCGGGACGAAAUAAUAUUUUCCUAUGGGCCACCGGGUGGAGCUUUGCAUCGUUCAAUAUAUUCCAUCGUCACGUGGCCCGCGUGACUACUGUACAAGCAAUAGUGCACUCUAUCCUUUACGUUGUCAUGUUUAUUCAAAGUAAGUAUUGGGUAUUUGAUUUCAAAUGCAAGCCAGAAUACGGAGUACUUACAUUGCAAAUCGUAGGGGGCAAAGCUUGGAGGGGUCUGUCUAAGACCUAUGUUUUGUGGGGGAUUUUGGGCACAUUCGUGAUGAGCCUACUAUUGAUUACCUCAUUAGAUCGGAUUCGCAUUGCGACAUAUGAGCUCUUCUUGAUUGCUCAUGUUGUGUUUUCGAUCAUGGCUCUUGUCGGAUGCUUUUACCAUACGAUUGUAUUUGAAGGGAACGAAUACUGGAAGUAUCUGUGGCCAACGGUAGCUUUAUGGAUCAUUGAUCGCUUCCUUCGAAUUGUGCGGCUGUGUUACUGUAACUUUCACGUUAGCAUUUCAAACGGAAGACUUGUGAAGGUUUCUGCGACCCGCAUGGUUUACGACGAAAUGGCCGACGUGGUGCGGCUGGAGAUCACACCAGGGAUGCUUUCUUUACAGCCUUCACCAGGACAGUACUACUAUUUAUACCAACCGUUUCGGCUUACUGGAUGGGAGAGCCAUCCUUUUACCAUUGGAGCUUGGUCUUACGAAACAGAGGACUGGACCUCAUUGGCAACGACAUCCAAGGGAAGGCCAAUCAAAUUGCAUGAUGUUUCGCAUGUGCCGCUUCUUGCAGGCAGUGCCCCCGAGCAGGAUUAUCAAGCCAACUCAGAGAGUGGCUCCUCAGCUCAAGAAACAUUGUUGAAGUUGACAUUUUGGGUCCGCCCGUAUGACGGUUGGACCAAACAGUUACGCCAACAAUGUCUAAGCUCACCAGGCAAGACAGGCGAAACAACCAUUCUUCUUGAAGGCCCUUAUGGAGAAACAUUUCCACUGUGGAGAUAUGAAUCAGUCUUGAUCAUCGUCGGGGGGACGGGAAUAGCGUCGGCUGUGCCUUAUAUUCAAGAUCACCUCCGCCGAUCUGAUGAAGCCUGGGACGAAAAUCCCGAAAAUGAGAAAACACGAGUCCAAGACAUGGAGCUUAUUUGGACCACAAAACAAGCGGCAUUCAUCCAAGAUGUCUCUCGCCGCGAACUGAAACCCGCCCUCGAAAGAUCGGACUUUCGGGCCUCUUUCUACGCUACCCGUGAUUCCAGCGCAUCCUCUGAAGAUCCAACCGAUUUUGGAUUCGAUAUCCAGUCAGGUCGACCCCACCUUCAAUCCCUGAUCAUGAGCCGGGCCUGUGAUGCAUGCUCAGCCAGUACUAGCCUUGCGAUCCUUGUGUGUGGCCCACCUAGAAUGGCGGAUGAAGCACGCGCUGCGACACAUCUUGCGAUGCGACAAGGCUACCACUCUAUUAAAUUUGUAGAGGAGUCUUUUACAUGGUAG